Messenger RNA from Pipistrellus nathusii (Nathusius's pipistrelle), 495 nucleotides. The record is from the annotation of a GenBank genome assembly. Lineage: Eukaryota; Metazoa; Chordata; Mammalia; Chiroptera; Vespertilionidae.
AUGAGCGAGCAGGAGAGGGAGACGGAGGAGGACGAGGGAGGGGGCCCGUCCGACACGGCGCCCUUGCUGCCCCGAAGGCGCCCAGACUGCAGGGCCGGACCCACAGCCCUGCUGCUGGCCGGCCGGCUGCUGACCGGCCUCCUGCUCCACCUGCUGCUGCCCGGGGCCGUGUUCCUGCUGGUGCUGACGCCAGCGGCCGCCGUGAUCUACCUGGGAUUCCUGUGCCACUCAAGGGUGCACCCGGCGCCCAGCCCCGCGUGCCGCGCGCUGCUCACGGACCGCGCCGCGGCGGCGCUCCUGGUGCUGGGCUUCCUGUCGCUGCCGCCGCUGCUGGCGCUCGCCUCGGCCGCCCGCGCCCGCCUGGCCCGGCGCCUCCGCCCGCUGCUGCCGCCCCCCGUGUGGGCCCGGGGACCCGGCCGCCCUCCAGCGUCCGGCGCCGGGGAGCGGGAGGAGCGCCGCCCCGAGGGCGAGGAGCAGCUGUGCGCCUGGGUGUGA